Plectropomus leopardus (leopard coralgrouper) is the source of this 449-nucleotide messenger RNA. The record is from RefSeq and is a predicted model, not a curated record. NCBI's taxonomy places the organism in Eukaryota, Metazoa, Chordata, Actinopteri, Perciformes, Serranidae.
UGCGUGACCGGGUCAGGACAAAGAUGGAGCGAGACAUCCUGGUGGAGGUCAACCAUCCCUUCAUCGUCAAACUGCACUACGCGUUUCAGACGGAGGGGAAGCUCUACCUGAUCCUGGACUUCCUCAGAGGAGGCGAUCUCUUCACCCGUCUCUCCAAGGAGGUGAUGUUCACAGAAGAGGACGUCAAGUUUUACCUGGCAGAGCUCGCACUGGCCCUCGAUCACCUUCACGGCCUGGGCAUCAUUUACAGAGACCUCAAACCAGAGAACAUCCUGCUCGAUGAGGAGGGACACAUCAAGCUGACUGACUUUGGCCUCAGUAAGGAGUCAAUAGACCACGAGAACAAGGCGUACUCCUUCUGCGGGACGGUGGAGUACAUGGCUCCCGAGGUGGUGAACAGGCGAGGACACACGCACAGCGCCGACUGGUGGUCGUACGGCGUGCUCAUG